AUGUCGGGGAGUGCUCAGGAGGGAGACGGUGCAUCAGUGGAGGCUGGGCCGACGCCGUCUCAAGAUCUCUAUAGAGAGAAACCAGCGAGCACUGUGGUUCGGGUCCUUACAGUUCUCGCGUAUCUCCUCUCAGUAUCCUUGGCAGCAAUUCUCCUCUCAGUUUACUACAUAUGUGUGUGGAAGUCGCCGGAUCUUCCGCUAAACGAGAGCUAUGAGAUGCUUAGUGCAAGACGUGGGGAUCACCAUGAUUAUCAUCCAGCACUGACGCUUGACAGUUCUCCGUACAAUCAUAUAGGAGGAAGCAAUACCCCAGUAAACGAAACAACCACUCCACCCAUACUAGAUAGCUACGAUAGUGUUACCAAGACCAAUGACACCGUUGAACCGACGUUCUACUUCAACGAAAACUCGACCUUAUUAAAUCCCAGCAAUGAUAACGAAACCUCCACAACUGAAACCUUCAACGAAACAACGGUUACA
Messenger RNA from Brenthis ino (lesser marbled fritillary), 480 nucleotides. NCBI's taxonomy places the organism in Eukaryota, Metazoa, Arthropoda, Insecta, Lepidoptera, Nymphalidae. The record is from the annotation of a GenBank genome assembly.